ACCCUAAAGCGAAAACUCUGGCGUCGCGUUUGGAAUUGCGAGAAUUGAAAUCGAAAAGUUUGUGGAAAUCAAUUGGAAAUCAAAACACAACAAGAUGAAUCACCUCAAGUGGAUGGGGCACUCGUCCACGAUAAUGGAUAUACAGCGCUCGCUGCGCAACGACAGCGAGAACUGCGAAGUGGUUCUGGCCUCCAGGGACGGCGUCCGGGUGCGAGCCCACCUUUUCGUGCUUAGCACCUGCAGUGAGCUGAUGCGGAACCUUUUGGUCGAUGUGCCCCGUGGCCAGGAGGCCACCAUCAUGCUGCCCGACAUUCGCGGCGAUCUGCUUGAAAGUAUGCUUUCAUUCAUCUACAUGGGCGAGACCAGUCUGCCUUCCGCCUCGCUGUCCGAGUUCCUGGAGGCUAUCAACCUGUUGGGCAUCAAGUCGGCUAUCAGCUUUGAGUGCAAUCCCUCGGCCAGUCCGCCCAGUGCGGAUGUGGGAAGCGGUUCGAUGGCCGUUGAGACAGCUAAGUCGAUAACUGGCCUGCAAAUCGCCGAAGCCGAGCUACUGGAUGAGGAGGAGGAUGGUUCGGCACAGCCGGCCGAGACCGUGCCGACGACCGUUCUGGCAGAACCCCAGCACCAGCCCACUCACUCCAACCGGUCACUGGAGUACCUGGACGUGUACGAGCCGCCAAAGAUCACCUACUCUAUAGAGCACAUGGACGGCCAUUCGAGCGGAAACCAGUUCAUCCUAACCGAAAACACGGGCACCUUUACCAUCACACAGUCCGCCUCCAGCUUGACCAAGUUGGAAGCCGAUGAGACAGUCGCCAGUGGUACCGAAGUGGAGCUGGUAGACGACGACGCCGAGGCGGAAAUGGCGGAGGAUGACUCGGAGGAACAAGACAACCAGAUGAUCGAGGAAGACUUCGCGGCAUCAGAUCCACUCAUCGAGCUAGGCACUGCCGCAGAAAUGGAUGACGACGAGGACGUGCCGGUUGACAUGGCGGACGAGGAGAUCGAGGACGUAAAGCCCCGAAAGUUGCUCGAAGGCAAACCGCGGGUCCGCCGCCCGGUAAAUGCAAAACCCACAAAGCGAUCGCCAAGCAAACCAACGCGACUCCAGCAGUUUGUGGCACUUAAGCGGGAAAUCAAAGACGAUAUCAACGACGCUCUGGAUCUGGCGGCGGAGGCAGUGAUCGUCGAGGGGUUGAGCUUACAAAAGGCCGCGGACCGCUUUGAUAUCUCCAAAACCGUCUUGUGGCGUCGAGUGCGCACCAAUCCCGCCUACACACGCAACAACAGAGAACGACCAUCGCUGCUAGAGGCCUAUGAGCGCCUGAAGAACGGGGACUCGCUAAAGAGCAUCAGCACAGAAUUGCAGAUCCCCAUGUCUACGCUGCACCGGCAUAAGGUUCGUCUGUCGGCGCAGGGACGUCUGCCGGACUUCGUGGCCUGCCGCAAGCGAGACACCACACCCAAGGAUGAGUUGCGGGACAAACUGGCAAAGGCGGUGCACGCCUGCCUGAACGAGGGCAUGUCCCAAAACCACGCGGCCAACCUGUUCGAGAUCCCCAAGAGCACACUCUGGCGACACCUGCAGCGACGCUUAUCCAACCAGAACCGCAAGGUCAAAAAGGAGCUGCAGGACGAGUACGAGGACGAUCUCCUGAUCUAGAGAGACCAAGGUUCAGGUCUGAACGAUUUAGGAGUGGAGUUUUAAGUUAGCAUUAAGAAGCCAUUAGCUAAGCUUUUAAACUGUUUGUCCUCUCAUCGAUGUAAAUCAUUUCACCCUAGGUCUCAGCUUAGAUUCUUGAUUCCGCGACAGCGGAGGAGCGGGAAGAGAUGCUAUACUAGAGGUAGUUGCUUAGGCGUAGCUCUAUCUGUAGAUACCAUAUGCAUACGUAGUUUAAGGCAAUCCCUUUGUUCAUGUUCCCUCGUUCAUAACUAGGUGAUUAUGAAUAUAAAUAAAAAUUUAAACUUUUAUCUUAA
This is a messenger RNA of Drosophila ficusphila, 1974 nucleotides long. RefSeq names its product modifier of mdg4. Gene Ontology annotation, molecular function: protein binding; DNA binding. Gene Ontology annotation, cellular component: nucleus. The coding region runs from base 95 to 1660 and encodes 521 amino acids. Gene Ontology annotation, biological process: regulation of transcription by RNA polymerase II. The transcript is spliced from 2 exons. The record is from RefSeq and is a predicted model, not a curated record. Lineage: Eukaryota; Metazoa; Arthropoda; Insecta; Diptera; Drosophilidae.